Molecule: messenger RNA, 1148 nt
Organism: Solea solea (common sole)
Lineage: Eukaryota; Metazoa; Chordata; Actinopteri; Pleuronectiformes; Soleidae
Gene: ppil3
Product: peptidylprolyl isomerase (cyclophilin)-like 3
Exons: 6
Coding region: 122-607 (161 amino acids)
Biological process (GO): protein folding; protein peptidyl-prolyl isomerization
Cellular component (GO): catalytic step 2 spliceosome
Molecular function (GO): peptidyl-prolyl cis-trans isomerase activity
Source: RefSeq, a predicted model, not a curated record
UUGUCUGCGUGUGCCCCGACGGAAGGACUGUUUUUCCCAUGCGGAACCAUUCAACGAUGUGGUAACGGCGCGAAUACGGACGUGUUUCCAGGUGCACUUGUUUGGAGACGCCACGUUUGAAAUGGCUGUUACUCUUCAUACGGAUCUGGGAGACAUUAAAAUCGAGUUAUUCUGUGAGCGCUCGCCAAAAUCAUGUGAGAACUUUCUUGCCUUGUGUGCCAGUGGGUUCUACAGUGGUUCCCCAUUCCACAGAAACAUUAAAGGCUUCAUGGUUCAAACUGGAGAUCCUACAGGCACUGGAAAAGGAGGAACGAGUAUAUGGGGUCGCAAAUUUGAGGAUGAAUUCAGUGAGCACUUAAAACACAACGUGAGGGGAGUGGUCUCAAUGGCCAAUAAUGGCCCCAACACAAAUGGCUCGCAGUUCUUCUUUACAUAUGCUAAACAGCCACAUUUGGACAUGAAGUACACAGUGUUUGGAAAGAUUAUUGAUGGCCUGGAAACGCUGGACGAACUGGAGAAAUUGCCUGUCAAUGAAAAGACGUUUCGACCACUUACUGAAACCCGAAUAAAAGAUGUGACCAUUCAUGCUAACCCUUUUGCUGGGUAGAAAAUACAGACUUUCCUUGUUACAGUUUGUGGGACCUUGCCAGACUUAAAAUGUAUAAUGACCUCUGCCAAGGAGGUUAUAUUUUCUGCUGUAUUCAUCUUGGUUUUUUAUCUGUUUGUGAGCAGCUCUGCUCAAAAUGUAAGAGAUGGCUUUUAAUGAAAUUUUCUGGGAUGUUGGUCAUAGGCCAGUGAAAGAAAAGUAACAUUAGAUUUUGGUUUUGACAUUGAUCCAGAUUUGGGAUUUUCUUUAAAAACAAUUUUCUGUUUAUGCUGUAAAUUGGAGAGAAAGCCCUCUGACUCAUAAGAAUGACAGCAUGUCAAAUGUUUUGUUGAUUAAUCUGAUCAUUUAAGUAUAUUAAUGUCAAUAUGAGUGAAAAACACUGAUUUCUUGAAUAAACAAAUGUAGAUCAUGUAUGUCAUGUUUUUGGCAAUGCUCAGACCUAUUCAAUGCAUUUGCUUGCACUGUAAUUGUUUAGCUUUUAUAGGUGUCUGUAAAUUGCCUGUGUUUUGUACUGAAUAAAGCUUUCAUAUAAGUCUUUUUA